AAUGAAGCUCUCAUUUAAUUUGUAAGCAUUUUAGUAUUAUGAAUAAUAGAUCGGAUAAUGUUCAUAAAAUAAUUGGAUUGGUUUGCUCUUGUAUAAUUGAAAUUUUAUUGUUAGGAUAUUAUGCUGCCUAUGAUGUAGGAACGUAAUUAAUCAUAUUUAUAUUAGUAAACCUACUGGUUAUGAAUAGUAUAAGACAGUGAUUGAGAUUCCUUAUGAGAGUGAGAUCUAAACUUUUUAAGGUUUAUCUAUUACUGGGAGUCUGCUUAUGAUGAUUACUUUGGGUUUAUAGAUUAUGCUAAUUUAUAAAUACAAUCCAAAAAUCUUAUACUUGAUAUUUGGAAUAAAUACAUGUUCUAUAAUUCUAUUGAUAGCGGGAGUGGGAAUUAUAUCAGAUGUGGUAUUAUAACAAAAGAUAUGAUUUAAGAUAAACAAGUUAAUAAAAUAAGCCGAUCCCUAUAAUACACCUUUGGCAUUUUGGUUCAUACAAUUAUGUCUAUAUAUUAUGAGUUUAGUGAAUCUACAUAAUUUAAAAAAUUUAGAGGGGAAUGGAUAGAAUGAGGAUACAAAUAAAAAGAAAGAGGAAAUUGAUGAUUCAAAGAAACAAGCAUAGAAUACAACAACUUAAUCAAAUUAAAGUUAAAUGGUUAUGAUGGGAAAUAAUGAAUCGUAAUUCGCAUAAUAAUAAUAAGGUGUAUGA
This is a messenger RNA of Paramecium pentaurelia, 697 nucleotides long. The record is from the annotation of a GenBank genome assembly. Lineage: Eukaryota; Ciliophora; Oligohymenophorea; Peniculida; Parameciidae.